Molecule: messenger RNA, 1344 nt
Organism: Naegleria fowleri
Lineage: Eukaryota; Heterolobosea; Eutetramitea; Acrasida; Naegleriidae
Exons: 1
Coding region: 1-1344 (447 amino acids)
Source: RefSeq, a predicted model, not a curated record
AUGCGGAAGGUACUAUUAAGAACGAUUCGGAAAAAUAGGGAUUGGUUAUUGUUUACCAGAGAGAUUAAAACCAUUGAUCGUUCUUUUCAACACUUGUGGCAACGUGAGGAGGAAGAGUCGUUGGUGUUAAAAAGUUCAAAAUUUUUCUAUCAUCAUCCAUACAGAAAUCAAAUCAUCACCGCUCAGAAUGAUACCGAUCUACACAAUAUCCGAACAUUGAAAUCUCAAUUAUUUGAAAUCGAAAAAACAACACAAGUGAACUUGUAUGAAUUUAUCAAUAGUAGUGAAGAGAGGAAAUUGGUUUUGAGCUCCUCAACAUCAUCCUUGUUGUUUCGGAAUGGACUCACUUUCACUCCUUUUGCCUUUGCAACCAUUUGCAAUGCGAAUUGUCAAUUUUGUUCUGAAAACUUGCAACGAAAACAUUUGGAAAAUUCCAAAUCGAAGAAAAACUCUUCACCCUCAAAAAGAAUUCGAAAUUAUGAUCAAUAUUUCAAUGGACUAGAACGAGUGUUUCAACUAUUGGACACCAUUCAAAAAACAGUCGGGUCAUUGAAUAUGGGACUGUCAUUAUCUGGAUUGGAAGCGACCAGUGAACCGAUUUGGCUGGAACGAUUGUGCCAACUUCUUUCACAAUAUCCUUCAUUGUUUGACGAAAGAGUUUUAUAUUCGAAUGGAAGUGGUUUCACCUUGCAUGAAAACGUGGUCGAGAAUUAUUUUCACAAUAGUGUUCCUAAAUUUGACAGAAUAGAAUUAAGUAGACAACAUUUUGAUGAAGCCACAAACCAAGCGAUAAUGAGAUUUGAAAAGUCACAACCAAUAAGAUCUAACACAAACUAUGAACAUAUAGUAAGAAAUGUGUUACCAAAUAUAUUUGGGGUUGUCAAAAAUUCGUGCAUUCUAUCAAAACAAGGAAUUUCUAAUGUGGAACUAAUUGAACAAUAUUUACAAUGGGCCAUAAGUUUGAAUGUCCAUCGCGUAGUUUUCAGAGAAUUAUCAAUCAUUUCACAUGAAGAAUAUUUUGAUAAUUCAACAAAGAAAUGGAUUGAUGAAAAUCGAGUAAGCAUUUCAUCGAUUCUUUCUGAAAUUUGUUCAAGUCUAGACCAUCCCUCGCCCAAAUUUGAAUACUUGUAUUCUACUGUUGGCUAUUACUAUAUGAACGAAUGCUAUCGUUACGAUGAUAAGAUUGAUGUAAUUUUUGAAACAAGUUCGUAUGAAGAUCUUUUAUCUUCAUUUAAGCAGCACCCUCGUAUUAUCAACAAAUUAAUAUUUCAUCCAAAUGGUAACCUUACCUCAGAUUGGAAUGAUCACUCUCAGAUGAUUGGAAGAUUUUUCAACCAACCAUGA